CACUCUUCCGGGUUCUUCUUGUGCAGCAAUGGCGGCGUCCGUGCUGUGCAGGAGGGCAGCGGUGUUGUCUCUCAGAGGGGUUUAUUCUCCCCAAACCGCUUCUGCGACCCCUCUGUGCGGGUCACUGGUCCAGGUAGCAUGCUACAACCCGAAGCCGCUCUGGCGGAACGUCCGGGAGCCGUAUAUUCCCGACAAGGACGACGAGAGGACGCCGGAGUGGCAGAAGUCGUCCCAGUACGACAGGAAGCUGUUCGGUCGCUUCGGCUCGGCGUCCGGCAUCGACCCGGCCUCCCUGUGGCCCAGUCACGGAGACCUGGAGAAGAUUAUUGCAGAGGAAAACCAGUGGCACCCCUCGCUGGACGUGAUGCUGACGAACAUCGCAGCUAAGGACGAGGAGGAGACCAAGAAGAGACUGGACAAAGAGAAGCUCAUAGCAGAAAACAUGGCCAAGAUGCCCAAGAUGGUUGCUGACUGGCGCAGAGAAAAGCGUGAAACCAAACUGAAGCUAAAGGAGGAGAAGAGCCGUCGUGCACGGCUGCUGGCCGAGGCCAAGGAGCGUUUUGGUCACGCGGUGGAUCCCCGUAGCGCCAAGUUCUUGGAAAUGGUUGCAGAAAUAGAGAAAGAGGAGAAAAAGAACAGGAAACUACUGAAACGCAGAGCGAAAGAAGAGAAGCUGGCUGCGCCAGCGACUCCUGCUGCUGCUUCAUCGUAGUCCUGGACAGACACGGGGGUGAUCUCUGCAGCAGUCCUGCAGCUGUAGCCUCUUGAACACUUUAUUAUUCAACAUGUUUGAAAAAAAAUAUAUAUAGAAAGCUGAGUUUAUCGUUUGUGUUGAGACUGCUUCAGUGAGAUGAGAUGUUGCAAAUACUUCAGUCAGCUACAAACUGUAUUGUUCACGAUGGAAUUACAGAUGCAUCAAACUUGAACAUUCAUGGACUUUUAUUGCAGGACUUUUGUAUUUGAAUGCAUUCUCAUUAAGUGGAUCUAUUAAACUGGCAGCGUAAGCGGUCAACGCUGUUCUGAACAACUUCAGCACAAAACAAGUUGUCCAUAUGAUUUAAUAAAGUUCAUUUUGUCCAUGGCUUUACAAUAUAAUUUGCUAUUUUUAAUUGGAAUUUUUAGUUUUUUUAAAUACCUGAUGUUUUGGCGAUUCCUUUUGCUUUCAAGGAGGCGUGACUCACUUGUCAGAUUUGACAGGGGAGUCACACCUUCUUUCAAAAUCAGCUGGUGAAUGGCGGGUCACACACACCAUCCUGUGACUGAUGAAAGCAAAAAGAAUCACCGAAACAUGUCAGGUACUUAAAAAAACCUAAAUUAUUGUCCGACAAAAAGAAUUAGCAAAUUAAGUUGUCCUUGUUUCGUCUUACGAGACACCUGUUAACUCAUUUUAUAAACAAAAAGAAAUCCUCAGAGCUUUUCUUUUGUCUCAAGUCUU
Cololabis saira (Pacific saury) is the source of this 1435-nucleotide messenger RNA. It is a transcript of the gene gadd45gip1, whose product is annotated as growth arrest and DNA-damage-inducible, gamma interacting protein 1. The transcript has 2 exons. NCBI's taxonomy places the organism in Eukaryota, Metazoa, Chordata, Actinopteri, Beloniformes, Belonidae. Gene Ontology annotation, cellular component: nucleus. The coding region runs from base 29 to 712 and encodes 227 amino acids. The record is from RefSeq and is a predicted model, not a curated record.